This is a messenger RNA of Purpureocillium takamizusanense, 1936 nucleotides long. RefSeq lists its product as uncharacterized. The record is from RefSeq and is a predicted model, not a curated record. Gene Ontology annotation, biological process: regulation of DNA-templated transcription. Bases 78 to 1736 code for a protein of 552 amino acids. Gene Ontology annotation, molecular function: DNA-binding transcription factor activity. Lineage: Eukaryota; Fungi; Ascomycota; Sordariomycetes; Hypocreales; Ophiocordycipitaceae. The transcript is spliced from 3 exons.
CAUCAUCAAAAACUCUGUCUCGUACCCCCAAAGUCCAUCCAUCGAGCAGAUUGUCGCGUAUCUCAGCCCCCAAGGCCAUGGACAUUGCCAUACCCAUGCCGCUCGUUAACGGGCAGCCACAGCAGCAGCAGCAGCAGCAGCAGCAGCAGCAGCAGCGCCAGGAUCACGGCUGGGCCGGAGACAUCCUCACCUCUCGGCCCGUCCCCCGCUCCUGGCGUCCCUCGGUCGCUGCCGCCGACCCGAAUCUCUCCGCCAUCCUCUCCGCCUCCAGCUACCCCAUCCCCACCCCGGGCCGCUGGCAAUACCCGAGCCCGUCCAUGUCGGAUUCCUAUGCAGGCUUGUACGGCGGGCUACAUAUGGAGCCGGCGGCGGCCCCCUGGGCAGAACAGCUGGCGAGGGCCAACGAGGUCGCGACCAGCGAGUCUGAGUCGGCGGACCGCGGCACUCCCGAUGCUGCCGGCGCGGCGGCGGCGGGAGCUCCCAAGACAAAGCGGAGACGCAAGAGCAGCGAGCAGGGCAGCACCGCAGGGCCCAUGGAGAAGAGCGCUCCGACGGAGAAGAAGGUUGGUAGGCCGAGAAAGGCCGUGGACACAUCCGACUGCGAUGACCCCGAAGAGAGACGACGACGACAGAUUCGUCUCGCGCAAAGGGCGUACCGGCUGCGCAAGGAGUCGCGCAUCUCGUACCUCGAGUCGCGCGUGUCGCAGCUCGAGACCUCCAUCGACAAGAUGAGCGCCGCCGUAGUGUCAUUCGGCAGCAUGCUGGUAGAAUCCAAGGUCCUACUUCCACACGCCAACUUGAGGGAUAGCCUGAGCGAGACAGUGCAGACGUGUCUCGAGUCGGUGCGAGAGUCCAGCAGCGGCGGCAAGGACGAACAUCAUCACAUGCAGCAAUUGUCUCUACAGACACAAGCCACCAGCACGCGCACCACGUCGAGCCUGCCCAUGGAACUAUACACAGCCCCGCUUCCGCCGAUCGACCUGUCGCUCCUCGCCCCCAGGAACGACGUUUCCGCUGGCAGCGGGGGAGUGCUGCCGGUGAAACACGCCGACUUCAUGGAGAAGCUGCACAUAUCCAUCGUUUACUAUGGCUACUCGCUGUUGGCGGACCUGUCGACACCCAUGGAGCUUCUCAGUCGACACUUCCGCCUGACGCUCGCCGCCAUGGACCGGUCACGCGUAUUGGCGCACUUUGCGGCGGCACUUCAGGCCAAGCUCAGCGGGGGGCCGGUCACGGGGGAUUGGAGCGACAUGCCCUUCUUCCAGCUGGGCGGCGCCGGCUCGCACUACUCGUGGCUCAAGGAGAGAGAGAAGCUCAUGGAGAAGCAACUCUUGAACGGUGGAGACAAACUCGGAAACGGCAACAAAGAAGGCGUCGUCGAUGCGGCUACGUCUGCGCUGGGCCUUUACUCGCGACGUUCCAGGGCGUGGCCAAGGAUCGUGAUCACGCCGGAGACCAUACCGGCAAACGUCCAAGAGCAGCUUGGGGGCGACUGGUUCGACAUGCAGGACCUGGAACUCUAUCUGCGUGAACGCAACGUAGAGUUGUUCCGCUUCGACACCGCUGCUGCGCCGACGGGGUUCACGCCUCCCAAGGCCGCACCGCCAUCAAAGGGGUAUAUCAACUCCGAAUGGCUCCUUCGAGCGCUACUGUACCGGGCGACGUGCUUGGGCCGUUCAGCAGGGUUCCGUCGGCGCGAUGCCGAAAUGGCUUUGAACGGCAUAAUGAACUCAUGAACUUGACACGAAUUCGCACGGUUUGAACAAGGGGAGUUGGUUUCAAUGACAAUGAACGGAGUUGUAUCAUAGGGACGGGAGUUUGCUGCUACUACUAGCAGUUGUCUUUUUAGCAAGCUUGGUGAGCCAAUAGUUAUUUAGUUCAACAAGAGCAAGGUCGGAAUGGGCCGAAGUGUGGUCGAGCCCGAUGAAAUCUCCAC